Messenger RNA from Hemiscyllium ocellatum (epaulette shark), 4207 nucleotides. RefSeq names its product BUB1 mitotic checkpoint serine/threonine kinase (gene bub1). Gene Ontology annotation, molecular function: ATP binding; protein kinase activity. NCBI's taxonomy places the organism in Eukaryota, Metazoa, Chordata, Chondrichthyes, Orectolobiformes, Hemiscylliidae. The transcript is spliced from 25 exons. Bases 88 to 3609 code for a protein of 1173 amino acids. The record is from RefSeq and is a predicted model, not a curated record. Gene Ontology annotation, biological process: mitotic spindle assembly checkpoint signaling; meiotic sister chromatid cohesion, centromeric; protein phosphorylation.
GGAGCGCGGCGGCGGUUGUAAUUUGAAAGAUCGAGCUCGAGCGGCCGGCUCCCGGGCUCAGGGACAGCGGCAGGUUUUGCUGCAAACAUGGACAGCGGCGGAAACAUGGACUUUCAAGAGACCUGGCAGAUGUUUGAGGCUAAGAUACAAAGCUACGCAGGCAAUGAUCCACUGGAUUUAUGGGACAGGUUUAUACAAUGGAUAGAACCUUUACUUCCCCCGACUGAGAAAGACAUAUUGGUCUCAGUGUUGGAGAAGCUUGUAAAGAAUUUUAUAGGUGACAAGAAGUAUUCCAACGAUCCAAGAUAUGUCAACUACUGGUUGAAACUGAUAAACUGCAGCACAACACCACUGGAUUUUUACAACUACAUGUAUAGUCAAGAGAUUGGUAUAAAAUCAGCUGCCCUCUAUCUUGCAUGGGCAAAUGUGCUUGAAAUGAAAGGCAACUUUCAGAUAGCUGAUAGCAUCUUUCAGAAAGGCAUUCAACAUUCUGCAGAACCAGUGGAUAUGUUAAUACAUCACUAUGGAUGUUUUAGGGAUCGAGCAUCUCAGAAUCUUCUUCCAGUUAGAACAGAAAAUCCCAUAAGACCUAAACCUGAACCCCUGGGGAAUCAACAUAGUUUGAUGUUUGGAUCUCAAAAUGGCUUUCCACAUGAAACUUUGGAAAAUCUUCAGCCUGUUGGUCAAGAUUUGUCUGCUUUGAAUAAAUUAGGUUUGAACGCUGCAUCUGUGGGUCCAGAGACAUUUCCCAGAUCUCAGGGUUUACAUCUGCAGGUAUUACAAGACAACAUACAAAAUAGCUGUGACAGUAAACAAACUGUGUUUGCUCUUUGUGGUACAGAGUCUGAUAGUUUAAUUCCAAAAGCACCUAAGAUUGUGAAUCAAAAUGACAACCAGGGUAAAAAUCAGGAAGCAGUUGGUGAAAUUCAGCAAGUCAUCAUGUAUCAUAAAGAUGUUCUCUUUUCUGGAGAUAAAGAAAUGUGUUUUGAAGAAAUUCGAGCUAAGGAUUACUUUGCACGAAGCCAACUCAAAGAAAAGGAGGAAUGGAAGAAGAUUUGCACAGCCUCCAAAUCUGAUGAGAUCAGAUCACUGGAGCAAAAAUUGGAACAACUGAAAGUACAACUGAAGUUAACUCAGGAACGGGAGCAAGAAAUACUGCAGAUAUCAUCUCAAACCUCCUUGCAGCUGAUUCCUGAAUCAUCAACUCAACCAACCAAGUCUGUUGCAGAAUCUUCAGCUACUGCUUUACAAAUGAAAACGGACAAAAGGCUAAUAAAGGAACAAAAUUCAACAUUAGAAGUUUGUGCUAGAAAAGUCACAACCACAAGUUUUGCUACAGCUCAUCUGCAUCAACCCCAAUAUGAGAUGGCAUCAUUGUUGCCUACAGUAGAUGAAAAAUUGAAAUCUCCUGGCUUUCAAACAGUGUCUAGGAUUUAUGAAGAGGCAGAUAAAGGGGCCAGUGACACACGGACACAAGUGGAGCCACUGUCCAGAUCCCUAGUUACGGGUUUAAAUGAGAGCAACAGUAGGGAACAGUUUAUGAAUAGAAGUGGUAACAGUUCUAGGACCCCGCUCUCGAAACCAAAAGACGGAAAUGUUUCUGGAUCAAUUGCGAAUAGAUCCCACACACCAAACUCUUCAUUUGGCUUGGUUCAAGCUACUCCAUCCAAAGUGCUACCUUCACCAACAGUUUAUACCAAAGAAGCAUUGGAUGCUAUAAUGGAUAUGUUUCAGGCACCAGUGAUUCCUGAAUUACCUCAAGUAGAUGAACAUGAUGGUGCUUUUGCAGAAGAUCAAACAGAAAUGCAGGAUGGAGUUUCCAAAGCGUUUUGUAAAAAGGAUGACAACCAUCAAUUCAUGGAAAGUCUGAGUAUGAACUUUGCUCCACCUUCUACAGUACCGUUCUCUAUCUUUGAAGAUGAUGCUGGUAGUGUGAAUAGCAUACAAAAUGAUUUGAACAGUAAACCUGUAGAAUCGGCACCGUGGGGAGAAUUGUCAGAAAAACAGUUGAUAGCUGGUAAAGUAAAGGAUAGAGAUGAUCAAGCUGUUUGGGCUGUUUGUGACAACCGAACCUUGGUAAUCAAUCCAAAUGAUACACAGAAUUUUGGGUUUGCAGCCCCACUAGCAUCAACCCCAUUCUAUGGGGUACCACCACAGCAUAAGCAAGAUUCAGAGGAUUACAGUAAAGAAAAGGCAGAACUUAACAAUGAUGCAAACCUGGUGGCUCUUUCAUCAGAUGAGGAAUGCAUUCAGCUUGCCAAAAUCAGAAAAAUUAGUCCUAUUCAGGAUCUAGGAUCAGAACAAAAUAAUAGGAUAUCAGCUCCUGCCAUUGACCCUAGCCUCAAUUGUCAGCAUGUGUCCAAUGACGCACCAGUUUCUGAAGAGUUUCAGAUGAUUGAUGAGAAUCUUGAAGCAUGCAGCGUGCCGAACAUUGAAGAUUGCCUUAAACCUGAACAGUCAUUUUGCUGUCUACAGGAAAUGUAUUGCAGUGAUCUACAGUUUGAGGAGCCAGUUGAAACCCCAACAGAAACUGGUGCAAUCAUCAGGAAUCCUUGGGACAAGAAUCUUUUAAGUGAAAUUCUGUCAAAUUUGGCUAAACCAUUGACUUCCUAUAGCUCUUUUUUAAAUUGGAAGGACAAUAUGCCUGCUGUCAGACCGAAAAUCAAUCUUUAUUUGGGGAAUGAAAUGUUCCAUGUCGGUCAUUUGCUUGGACAGGGGUCAUUUGCUCAUGUUUAUCAAGCUACAAUUGUGGAUAUGAAUAAUUUAUCUGAUGUGAGGAACCAACAAAAAGUGUGCUUAAAGGUUCAAAAAACGUCCAAUCCCUGGGAAUUCUACAUAAAUACUCAGCUAAAGGAGAGACUGAACACCAAGUUUUGCAAGCUCUACAACAAUAUCCACUAUGGACACUACUUUACCAAUGGCAGUAUUUUGGUUGGAGAGUUGUACAGUUUUGGAACUUUGCUGAAUGCAGUCAAUCUAUAUAAAACAAUAAAUGAAAAAGCAAUGCCUCAGCCCCUGGUGAUCUACUUUGCCAUUCACAUUCUGUAUAUGGUGGAACAGCUGCAUUCUAUUGGAAUAAUUCAUGGUGACAUAAAACCUGAUAAUUUUGUGCUUGGAGAAAGGUUCUUGGAUGAUGUAGCCAGUGUUGAUGACACGUUAUCCCAAGGACUGACAUUGAUUGACUUUGGUCAAAGCAUAGAUAUGAAGUUAUUCCCUCACAAUACAGUUUUUGUGGAAAACUGUAAGACAUCAGGCUUCCAGUGUAUUGAAAUGCUGUCAGAAAAGCCAUGGACAUUCCAGACAGACUACUUUGGAAUUGCUGCAACAAUUCACUGCCUUCUCUUUGGCACUUAUCUGAAAUUAAAGAAAGACCAGGGUAUCUGGAAAGUUAAUGCAACUUUUCAAAGAGGUCAUCAUGCAGAUUUGUGGAAUCAUUUCUUUAAUACCUUGUUAUAUGUUCCCAACUGCCAGACUCUACCAUCACUUUGUGACCUACGGGAAAAGCUGGUGUCACUCUUUAAAGAGCAGUAUACAAAGAAACUGAAACCACUGCGACAGCGCUUACUGGUGCUUUUACUAGAAAAUAAACCUUCACAAAAAAGAAUGUAAAUUGAAAAGCUGUCUAAGUGUAGAUUGUAAAUAGAGAGCUUUGUAUUUCAUUCUUGUAUGCUUAAACAUUGCUAUUAUUUCAUUGUAAAUGUUCAAAAUAGUGGAAUCUAGAUUAUAUAACAGAAAUUGAUAAAGUUUUUAAGUAUGGGUUGUGCUGUUGCUCAUUCCAGCGAGCAUAGCCCCUGGCUUGCUUUGUUACUUAAUGUAUGUCAAUAAGAGGAUGUUUGGAAUUUAAGGGUUGUUCUAGAGAUUUUCUGGCUUACAAUCCACAUGCUGUGGAAAGACUAAUGAGUUUUUACAAAUAGCAGUCAUUUAAAUGUAUGGUGAGAUUAUAUUUGUUAAAACUCGUGCCUAUUAAAGACAAUGCAAAGCUUAUUUUAAAAAUUCAUUGAAAGUAAAUGGUUUAACUGGAUUUUUUUUAAACCACAAAAUAGUUGUAUCAUAUUAAGGAUAUUGAGUGCUGCAUCUGGAUGCCUGGUUAGACUGCGUCAUAGUUCUCCAGCUAUGGGCUACUUGCAAGUUAACUUUCAGUUAUUGACUAAGUGAGCCUUUGGUAGGAAAUAAUUAGAUUGCAGGAGGACAAUAAGAUUACUAAUGU